Molecule: messenger RNA, 1204 nt
Organism: Ipomoea triloba (trilobed morning glory)
Lineage: Eukaryota; Viridiplantae; Streptophyta; Magnoliopsida; Solanales; Convolvulaceae
Product: cell number regulator 6-like
Exons: 5
Coding region: 177-902 (241 amino acids)
Source: RefSeq, a predicted model, not a curated record
CUAAACAACAUUGAACCAAAACCGACUCAACUGCGAAUUCGUCGUUGUUAGCGACGCCGGACUAUAUAAAGCAUUUCUCGAUCUCAUCUUCAUACAUAGCUACAAGUCUUUGCCCGAGUUGACUCAGUCCUAGCUGCUCUGGGAACGGCCACUCGCAGUACUGGAUUCAAGAUCAGAUGGCGGAAGGUGGAAUUCAAUCGAGGUAUGUGAAGUUGACGAAAGAUCAGGCGCCGCUUGAGGAGGACAUUAAGCCCGGUGAGCUCAAUCUGCCCAUUGAUGUCCCUCAGUUAUCUGUUCGCAAGUGCAAUGAAUGUGGGCAGCCUUUGCCUGAAAGUUUUGAGCCUCCUGCUGAUGAACCUUGGAUGACUGGGAUCUUUGGAUGUACUGAAGAUAGGGAUAGCUGUUGGACUGGACUUUUUUGCCCAUGUGUCCUGUUUGGGCGUAACAUUGAGCAAUUGAGAGAAGAUACUCCUUGGACACAACCGUGCCUGUGCCAUGCCAUUUUUGUCGAGGGAGGUAUUGCUCUUGCAGUAGCAACAGCAGCAUUAAAUGGCAUUGUAUUUGAUCCUAGGACAUCGUUCCUUAUCUGCGAAGGCUUGUUCUUUGGUUGGUGGAUGUGUGGGAUAUACACUGGUCUCUUUCGCCAAUCGUUGCAGAAGAAGUAUCAUCUCAAGAAUUCCCCUUGUGACCCCUGCAUGGUGCAUUGCUGCAUGCACUGGUGUGCCUUGUGCCAGGAGCAUAGAGAGAUGAAGGGCCGUCUAUCAGAUAACGUUGUUAUGCCAAUGACGAUUGUCAAUCCUCCACCUGUCCAAGAGAUGACUGCUUCUGGCGACAACCAGGAAUCUGCUCCGUCUUCCACAAAUGCCCCUGGGCAGACGAACCUCGAGAUGCAAGCUUUGUGAAGCUUCCUACUCUCAAAGAGUCUCGGGAAGUACUCAAUUGAAAGAUUCAAAUAUACUCUGAAAGAUUGAUGGUGGAUGAUUUGCUCCUUUGGUGGUAUAUAGAUGGGGAACUGUUUGCUGUUACUGGAGAUUGGAGAAAGUAUAGUUCAAUACACCAAAAAACAAACCUUUUUUGCAGUAGAGUUUCAGAAAUUGUUUUCAAUCUCUUGCAAACCGGAAACUGCUUCUAGUUUUUGAACCUAUAGUUGCAUAUAUACUUGCCUUCUUUGAUGGUUGAGUUUCAGAGCUCAGGUUUUCUUAUA